AUGGCCCGCCUGAAUGAAUCAACAACCUCUGUGGAGUCACUCGAAACCCAGUCCGAAGUCUCUCACUUACUUGCCGAAAAUGUCUCCCUGAGGGAGCAGACGAUUGCCCUCGGCCAGGAGAUGGAAAGAUAUGAGGCGGCCAAAUCACUGCAUGACGGGGUAUACGAUAUCAAAAACAAACUCGAAAACAAGUUGACUGAACUUAAUAAUCUGGUUAUCGGGUUGGGGACGUUACCUCGCCAGUUCAAUAAAGCCUAUAGUGAAAGAGUUGAUGAUGGGAGGCAGAGAGAUUUGGCGCAGUCGAACUGGGACCUGAGACACGAUGAAGCAAAAUAUGAGCGGAGCUUCGCGCCCGAACAAGAUUGGAGACUCCCUGUCAUACCGGAGGACGGGUCUUGCCCAAGGGACAAGCCAAGGUCUUGUGAAUUGGAUGAGUCUAUGGAGAGCACAGCUACGCCAAACCCGCAAAGAAGUGAGGAUGCAAUCACUCGAAUUCAGCUCGAAGAGGACACUUUGUGUCUACAGCCAGGAGCCGAUUUUGCGGACAACAGACUCGACGAUUCUGGCAUCAAUGAUACGUUUCUUCCCCCUACACUUGAAACAAGGAAAAAGCGAAAAUACAAUGCUUCUUGGUCAGAAGAUCGUUUCAAUAUGAAAUCCGAAUCAGUUCAAUCGCACAAUACCUCGGAAGACACCCAGGGCACCGAUGUCCUACUGAAUUGUCGCACGGAGAGCGACACUUUUGGGGCAACCCCAGCAGAUGAUGAUUUCAAGUUCAGCCGACCAACUGUCUUCGGAAAGUGUGAACGUGAUCAACCAUGCGGUGAUAAACCAGCCGAAGAGUCGUUGGAGGUGAAAAGUGACUCAAUGUACCAUGGGCAACCUAAGCGCAGGGCGCUCAAGCCAAAGAACGCAAACAUGAAUGUAGUCUCCUCGGGCCGGCGUCGGACUCCAACGAAAGGGAAACAUUCUGAGAUACCUUCCUUUCCCGGCGAUGUCCAAAGUGAUGGAGACCAGCCCACAAAAUCAACAGCCGAUGAAAACAAUUGUCAUCGAGAAAGUAAACCAACAGAGAGAUGUGAUUCCGCAGAUAAUGCAAAUCAUCGAAAUGAGAGAAAACGCAAGUCGACUACUACAAAACCGGACUGCACGAAAGAAGAAGUAAAUUCUCCGUCGGCCUUGAUCUCUUUGGCGACGAACGAGACGACGAACGAGACAUCAGCAAUACCUUCCGAUCCGCCGUCACGGCCCAGCAGGCGCCAGAGAGCAGUCGUUAGCUAUGCGGAACCGAACUUGCGAGACAAGAUGCGCCGUUCCAACAACGAACUCAUAGCAGCAGUUGGCAAUGGCCAAUCACGAAGGGCAUCGAGUCACCGGGAACCGAAAACCGACAGGGGUGACGAAUUCAGUGGACGCACGAUUCCCCGGGCCAAUUCCAGGUCGCUAGACAUGGAUGCGGCAGCACUUUUCUCAGAAGAGUCUUCUAUGCACCAGUUGAAUUCGAUAUCACAGCGAAAACGCAAAAUCUCCCCAUCUUUGGACUAUAAGAUUGUAUCCGGCAAAUGUGAUGCCUCUAAUGAUUCGACAGCUUCACCCAUUAUGAUGAGUCCCAGUUAUGAAAAGCACCCAGAGCGCAAGAGUAUCACCGAGCUACAAACAGAUAUGGAACGACAUGUACGUCAGCCAGUUCUCGAAAACAUGAGCGAUGCAUCGAUGGAACUUGGGGAUAUGUGGAAGACAGCAUCAUGUACAAAAACCCAACCUCGGCGUCAUUCCACGAAUCAAAGGUCCCAUUUGCGGGAACCCCCACUUCAGCAAAGUAAGGCUGUCUCAAGCAGAGAAUCACCAGACGCUGCGUCGCCAUCUUUUUCGCCUAUACUAUCUCCCUCAAGCGACCUGGUGAUGGAUGAAACGUCUGCCUCAUCAGCGAACCUCCAGGCGCCUAACUCAGGAAACCCCCACAAUCAAUCAACAGCGUCAUUGGAGAUCGGACCAGGCCAAAAAAGGCGAGCCAAACGGGUGUCUGCCAGACGGAGAAGCAUGAUGCUGUGA
This is a messenger RNA of Aspergillus affinis, 2052 nucleotides long. Its product is annotated as shugoshin family protein. Gene Ontology annotation, biological process: meiotic chromosome segregation. Lineage: Eukaryota; Fungi; Ascomycota; Eurotiomycetes; Eurotiales; Aspergillaceae. The coding region runs from base 1 to 2052 and encodes 683 amino acids. The record is from RefSeq and is a predicted model, not a curated record. Gene Ontology annotation, cellular component: chromosome, centromeric region; nucleus. The transcript has 4 exons.